CACAUGGACUGAAACAAAUAGACUUGGAUCAAAUAUGGGGUGACUUAAAAAAUGGAAUUGAACAAGUUUAUAUGAAUAAACACCAAAAUAUGUCAAAAAUACGUUACAUGGAGCUUUAUACACAUGUUUAUGAUUAUUGCACAAGUGUUCAUCAGUCUUUGUCAAGGUCAUCCAAUAAAGGCAGGAAAGGUCCACCACUGGGUGGUGCCCAGUUUGUUGGGCAUGAAUUAUAUAAAAGACUCAAAGAAUUUUUGAAGUGCUACCUUAUUAAUCUUUUAAAAGAUGGAAUUGACUUGAUGGAUGAAGAAGUUUUGCGGUUUUAUACAAGACAGUGGGAAGAAUAUCAGUUUUCUAGUAAAGUUUUAAAUGGCAUAUGCUCUUAUCUAAAUAGGCAUUGGGUAAAAAGAGAAUGUGAUGAAGGAAGGAAGCAAAUAUAUGAAAUUUAUCAACUUGCUCUAGUUUCUUGGCGUGAUUUUUUGUUCCGGCCAUUACAUAAACAGGUUACCAGUGCUGUUUUGAAACUUAUCGAGAAAGAAAGAAAUGGAGAAACUAUCAAUACUAGGCUUGUCAGUGGUGUUAUGAAUUGCUAUGUUGAACUAGGGUUAAAUGAAGAUGAUCCUUCUGCGAGAGGGCAAAAUCUUUCUGUUUAUAAAGAAGCUUUUGAAAAUACAUUCCUUGGUGAUACGGAAAGGUUCUAUACUACAGAGAGUACAGAUUUCAUUCGACAAAAUCCUGUCACAGAAUAUAUGAAAAAGGCUGAACAACGACUGCUAGAAGAGCAAAGACGUGUUCAGUUAUAUCUUCAUGAGACAACACUUGAUAUUGUUGCCAAAACGUGUGAAAAAGUUUUAAUUCAAAAGCACCUUGAGAUAUUUCAUUCAGAAUUUCAAAACCUUCUAAAUGAUGACAAAAAUGAAGAUCUUGGAAGAAUGUUUCAACUUGUUUCAAGAAUCUUUGAUGGUCUUGGAGAGUUACGGACUAGGCUAGAAAGCCACAUUCAUUAUCAAGGUCUUUCAGCAAUAGAAAAGUGUGGUGAUGGUGGGAUAAAUGAUCCUAAAAUUUAUGUUAAUACUAUUUUAGAAGUACAUCGAAAAUAUAACGCCUUAGUUAUGACUGCAUUUAAUAAUGAAGCUGGGUUUGUUGCUGCACUUGAUAAAGCUUGUGGAAAAUUUAUAAAUAAUAACAAUGUAACAAGAAUAGCAAAUUCAUCUAGUAAAUCUCCAGAAUUGUUAGCAAAAUUUUGUGAUCUAUUACUAAAAAAGAGCUCAAAAAAUCCUGAAGAAUCAGAAUUGGAAGAUAUAUUAAAUCAAGUGAUGAUAGUAUUUAAAUAUAUUGAAGACAAGGAUGUUUUUCAAAAGUUUUAUAGUAAAAUGCUUGCAAAAAGAUUAGUUCAGCAUAUGUCUGCAAGUGAUGAUGCAGAAGCUAGUAUGAUUUCUAAACUAAAACAAGCUUGUGGUUUUGAAUAUACAUCAAAGCUGCAACGUAUGUUCCAAGAUAUAGGUGUCAGCAAAGAUCUGAAUGAACAAUUUCGAAAACACCUUUUUAACUCCUAUGAACUGCUGGACUUGGAUUUUAGUAUACAAGUCCUUAGUUCUGGAUCAUGGCCUUUUCAACAGUCAUUUACUUUUGCUUUGCCUCAGGAGCUCGAACGCAGUGUGCAGAGGUUUACUACGUUUUACAGUAGUCAACAUAGCGGACGAAAACUACAUUGGCUGUAUAAUAUGUCGAAAGGAGAACUUGUAACUAAUUGUUUUAAAAAUCGUUAUUCAUUACAGGCUUCUACAUUUCAAAUGGCUGUUCUACUUCAGUAUAAUACUGGUGAUAUAUUUACAGUUCAACAGCUGCAAGAAAGUACACAAAUAAAAAUGUUGGAGGAACCAAAUGGCAGUCUGGAUACUUUUGAUCAUAAAAAUGAUCUUUUAAUACAAGUUCUGCAGAUUUUGUUGAAGUCAAAGCUUUUAACAUGUGAGGAUGAUGAAAAUGAAUUACAUCAAUCAUCAUUAAUUAUGCUUUACUUUGGUUACAAAAAUAAGAAACUAAGAGUUAACAUUAAUGUUCCAAUGAAAACAGAAAUGAAAAUAGAACAAGAAACAACACAUAAACAUAUUGAAGAAGAUAGGAAAUUAUUAAUUCAGGCUGCUAUUGUGAGGAUAAUGAAAAUGAGAAAAAUAUUAAAACAUCAACAGCUUUUAGUUGAAGUUCUAAAUCAGUUAUCUCCUCGGUUUAAGCCUCGAGUGCCUGUUGUUAAAAAAUGUAUAGAUAUUUUAAUAGAAAAGGAAUAUUUGGAACGUACUGAUAAGGACACUUACAGCUAUUUAGCAUGACAAUAUUUUCAUAGUAAUAAUGUGAUUACAUAGUUUGAGUUCUUCCUUACCAACAGCACAACACAAGGUGGAACCAUGUGCACUUGGACUGGGAAUUCUGCCUGUUUUGUUACGAAUAUUUUAUAAACCUUUCUAUGAAAAUGACUUAUUACAACAUCCUUCACUGCUUAAAAUGCACAUUGUGUUUGUGUACAUAUAUAUUUCAAUGUAUGUAUAUUUACACUCACAAUGACUAAAACUAAUCAUGAGCAUUGUAAAACUAAUUCCUAAUUAUUCUGAUACAUUGUUAGUUCAAGCGUUUAUAAUGAUCUAAAUCUCAACCUUCUUUUUAUCUGUACCUUGCUUAUAUCUGUUCCUUAUGCAAAUUUUUAUCUUAUUUUUUGUACCUGUAUC
Uloborus diversus is the source of this 2717-nucleotide messenger RNA. Its product is annotated as cullin-1-like. NCBI's taxonomy places the organism in Eukaryota, Metazoa, Arthropoda, Arachnida, Araneae, Uloboridae. The record is from RefSeq and is a predicted model, not a curated record. Gene Ontology annotation, cellular component: SCF ubiquitin ligase complex. Bases 72 to 2324 code for a protein of 750 amino acids. Gene Ontology annotation, molecular function: ubiquitin protein ligase binding. Gene Ontology annotation, biological process: protein ubiquitination; SCF-dependent proteasomal ubiquitin-dependent protein catabolic process. The transcript has 19 exons.